CUCUUCUAACAAAUAUUACUUUUCCUGUCCACUGUCACUCAUUCAGCUCGGUGUUCUCCAAGAGACAAUAACCUGUGAUUGAUACCACUGAGAGUGAGAGUGUGUGCAUCAUGGAUGUUCUUAUGCCCUCCAUGCUAGGGGACGAUGCACACCUGAUGGCUGAGCCGGGGGUCCAGAUCUUCGAGCAGCCCAAGCAGAGGGGGAUGCGCUUCAGGUACAAGUGUGAAGGUCGUUCAGCCGGAAGCAUCCCCGGCGAGAAGAGCUCCGACAACAACAGGACCUACCCCAGUCUGCAGAUCCUGAAUUUCUGCGGUAAAGGGAAAGUGCGCGUGUACUUGGUGACAAAGAACGAGCCAUACCGACCGCAUCCACACGACCUGGUGGGGAAGGACUGCAAAGACGGAUUCUACGAGGCCGAGUUUGGUCCCGACCGCAGAGUGAUCGCUUUCCAGAAUCUGGGCAUCCAGUGUGUGAGGAGGAGAGAAGUGAAAGAAGCCAUCGUGCAGAGGAUGACCAGAGGGAUCAACCCCUUCAAUGUGCCACGUGAGCAGCUGCUGCAGACAGAGGAGUACGACCUGAACGUGGUUCGCCUGUGUAUCCAGGUCUACCUGCAGGACGAGAACGGCCACUACACCCGACAGCUAAACCCCAUCGUCACCAACCCCAUCUACGACAACAGGGCCCCGAACACAGCCGAGCUGAGGAUCUGUCGAGUCAACAGGAACAGUGGCACCGUCAAGGGCGGCGAUGAGAUCUUCUUACUGUGUGACAAAGUACAGAAAGACGACAUUGAGGUGCGAUUCUUCUCCGACGAUGGCUGGGAGGCCAAAGGCUCCUUCUCCCAGGCCGAUGUUCAUCGCCAAGUAGCCAUCGUCUUUAAGACUCCGUCCUACUACAACACCUCCAUAACAGAGUCGAUCACUGUGCACAUGCAGUUGCGCCGACCUUCUGACCAGGAAGUCAGUGAAUCGAUGGAUUUCAGAUAUCUGCCCGAUGACAAAGAUCCUUACGGCUACAAUGAGAAAAAGCGCAGACGAGAGCACUUGAUGAGGAUAUCAACAUUGUCAGGUGGUCCUUUUGCUAUGAACAGGCCAAAGGCAGUGCCACAGACUACCAUGAGUCACAUGCGGAAAGACCUCGGCAACAUGUACCUGAGGCAACCACAGCACACAGCUUCCAUGCAGCAACAACAACCGGCUGUGUUCAACACGCAGUACCAACCAGGCGCUCAAAAUGUAAUGAUGACAUCACAGGCUGCUAAUGCAGCAGUCAGCCAAUCAUGGUUGACUGGCGCAAAUCCCAACCCAGCACUCUCAAUGGAUACGGUCACCAUAAACCAGUCUGGUGCCAUGAGCAAUCUCCCACGUCCUAAUAGCAGCAGGCAACAGCAGCCGAACCGUGGAUCUGGUUACCAACACAGAGUAGUGCCCAGCGGCUUUGAGAACAACACCCUCCCUCUGCUCUCCGUGAGGGACUUGCAGUGCUUGGACACAGCCCCCCAGGCCCCUGUAAUGAACCAGAUAGAGACCCAGCCGCUCUUCCACAUGCAGAGGGAAGAGCUUGAGUCUGAGACCCGGGCCCAGAACCAUCUAGGCAACCAGAACCAGGGUCUCCAGACUGUGUGGACCAAUUUCAACACCCUCAAUCCAGUCCAGAACAACUUUAACGCGUCAGUACCUGGAGUUGGAGGGGGCUCACAGGGGUUGGGCUCUUUCUCCUUCCUAGGGGGAAUGGAAGGGGACGAUUUUCUGAAGGGCCUGGUGGGAGGAGUGCCUCAGACUGGCUUCCAGCUGAAGCAGGAGCCCCAGGUCACAAUGCUGCAAGAGACCCAUGCUUCUCUCAUGCAGUCCCCGAGGGAAAGCCAAGAAAAUACGUACACCAACUUGCUUCCUCGUGCUAUGAGCAAUGGCAUCAACAUGGAUCCAAUGAGGCAAGACGCUGGCGGCAACAUGCAGCCUCUUAAAAAUCUGCAAAAUCCGUACUCAAACAACGGCAUGGCCUCCGAAGGCCACUACACAACGUUGGCUGACUGGAUCAAAGCGACUCGGCAAAGUGACUAAAAAGGAGUGACUUUUCUGGUGUCAAUAAAUAAACAGAAGCAGCUCCGAGGAAUACGUUGGUCUUGUUUAGCCUUUGCUUCACCCAUUCUGGUCCCAGUAAGGCUCAGUGGGCAUUUGCUUGGUAUAUUACAUCAGUGGGCAAAAGAGCAAAAAUUAUUGGCAGCCAGUUGGAAUCUACAAUUAGACAAAGGCAAUGUUUCUAGGCGGUAUAAUUCAAUAUGGACUAGUUUUUUUCUUUAGCAAAGACAUCACCAAGAAUGCUUGGUAAGCUGUCAUUGGUCUUUACUUCCCAUUAUUAUUCUGGAAAGACACCAUUUUCCUAAAUUUUUUUAAUAAAAUUUAAUUUCUUGGUAAAUUUGAAACAUUAAAUGGACCACGCAGAACCUUUCAAUAUUUAUAUCAAGGACGCCUUGUUCAAAACACCAUCGGUGCGAUUAACUGAUGGUUGGUGUUCAGGACCUUAGUGCAUACUCAAGACUAGUUGAUAUGGGUGCUUUCACAUCAUGGACCUGGUCCCGGAUCCGAGUACACUUGACCCCAAAUUCCAGUUCGUUUGAUUAGUAUGAACGCUUCGUACCAUAUUCGGGCACGGUUCGACGAUCCGUACUCAAGUCUCUUGAAAACAUGGUCUGGAGUACUGUUCAUGCGUACUCGGCGACGGUUUAGGUGUAAAAGCCAACCGUACCAAAACACGGAAUUGGACUGCUAUUUAACGCAAGUAACGUUAGCAGUCAGGGAGUAGUUUUGAAAGGGCAGGCUUUUUUUCCAACGCCGCCGGUCUCCUCCGAAAUCUCUAUAUGCUCGCAGCAUGCGCCGUGGGUGAUAAAGCAGGAAGGCAGGCGAGAGGGUCCUUAAAAUAUAAACAAUAGAGGCGAUGGGGUUGGGCGAUGUUUGUUAUUUUAUUUAGCUACCUUAAUGGUCUGCCUUUGAAGAAUGAGAGCCGCUCGGUGGGCAGAGACCAUUGAUGCAUUAGAAGAACUGGAUACGGCAUUGGAGGCUGGGCCCCGGUAAUUCCUAUGAGAGUUGCUCAUUGGCGCAUGAAGCCUAAAUGGCUAUACUUCCGUCUGGAAAAGUACCCGGAUCUUGGCGGAGUAGCGUCCGAGAUGAUUGGCGGAGUAGCAUCCGCUCGGUCACAGGACUUGGUCCUAACGUCAUCCCGUCGCCCAGGCUUGCGCUCCAGCCUCAGUCUGAGUCUCACUCACAUGAACGGAGGAAGGGAAAUGACUUUGGAUUCGGCUAUUAGUGCGUUUUACAACUUUAAAAACUUAAUUUCUUUAAAUAAGGGC
Messenger RNA from Sebastes umbrosus (honeycomb rockfish), 3346 nucleotides. RefSeq names its product v-rel avian reticuloendotheliosis viral oncogene homolog (gene rel). Bases 111 to 2060 code for a protein of 649 amino acids. The transcript has 11 exons. Gene Ontology annotation, molecular function: DNA-binding transcription factor activity, RNA polymerase II-specific; RNA polymerase II cis-regulatory region sequence-specific DNA binding. Gene Ontology annotation, biological process: innate immune response; regulation of transcription by RNA polymerase II; cellular response to stress. The record is from RefSeq and is a predicted model, not a curated record. NCBI's taxonomy places the organism in Eukaryota, Metazoa, Chordata, Actinopteri, Perciformes, Sebastidae. Gene Ontology annotation, cellular component: cytoplasm.